Molecule: messenger RNA, 300 nt
Organism: Cooperia oncophora
Lineage: Eukaryota; Metazoa; Nematoda; Chromadorea; Rhabditida; Trichostrongylidae
Source: the annotation of a GenBank genome assembly
CUGGGCGAUCUCAUUGCAUCUUGUUCCCAGUCCAGACAAAGUCAGUCGGAUAGCGUGGUCUCACCAAAUACCUCCAGCGAUACGAGGUCAAGAAGCUGUGAACCGAUGGAUACAGCAGCUGCAGUACCUGCUGUGGUAGUGUCGCCCAGGAGAAGCUCCAAAGAAAAUGAACGUGUAUUGGACGAAGUUCUUCAGAGGAUAAGAGAUGGAUUUAGUGUGAAGGAUGCAAAGAUAUCAGAUGUUUUAUCUGCGUACGAGAAGAAGAUACUGUUAAUGGAGCGAAGAGAACGAGAAUUGGAG